GAAGUAAGUCUUGUGCCAUGGCUGAUGAAAUAGCUAGGGCCCAAACAGCCCAAGCUGGCGGCGACACUAUAUUUGGGAAAAUCAUUCGUAAAGAGAUUCCUGCCAAUAUAUUCUAUGAGGAUGACCAGUGCAUAGCCUUCCACGAUGUUGCCCCUCAGGCUCCCACUCAUUUUCUGGUGGUCCCGAGGAAAGCCAUAGCCCAAAUCUCAAAAGCAGAGGAUGUUGAUGCUGCACUGCUGGGUCACAUGAUGAUUGUGGCCAAGAAGUGCGCCGACAAGGUGGGACUCACCAAAGGCUACCGGCUGGUGCUGAACGAGGGGCCUGAUGGCGGCCAGUCUGUCUACCACGUCCACAUCCACGUCAUGGGUGGCCGCCAGAUGGGCUGGCCUCCAGGCUAAGCUGUGUGACACCACUGCCGUGUGACACCAAUGCCCUUCUCCCCUCCCCUCUCUGCUGUCCGUGAUUUUGACGCACAUGUCCAGUAUCAGUAUCCACACCAAGCGUGUUUGUGUUGGUUGUUUUAUCACGUCUGACUGAAUUUACAGCCAUCUAGACAAAUAAAAGCACUAGGUUUCAAAUCAA
Messenger RNA from Alosa alosa (allis shad), 582 nucleotides. RefSeq names its product histidine triad nucleotide binding protein 1 (gene hint1). Gene Ontology annotation, cellular component: nucleus; cytoplasm. Bases 18 to 398 code for a protein of 126 amino acids. Gene Ontology annotation, biological process: purine ribonucleotide catabolic process. The transcript has 3 exons. NCBI's taxonomy places the organism in Eukaryota, Metazoa, Chordata, Actinopteri, Clupeiformes, Clupeidae. The record is from RefSeq and is a predicted model, not a curated record. Gene Ontology annotation, molecular function: hydrolase activity.